AUGUUGGCUGCGUUUAUUGUUGUAAGCCAACAUUUGAGUAUUCCGCUUCGCCCACUUCCUCUUGUUUUUACCUUACAACAACAACACCAGCAACCCUCCCACCCGAGACCAUAUACUCCAAUCCAAAAAAUUCCAAAUUUGAAGAUGCCGGUUCCCACCCCCUCCGGGGCUCUUACUGUCGCCUUCCAUGUGCUCUUCCCCGACCAGUUCAAAGUGUGGCUGCCCUGGUUCCUUGGGGAAGAGUUUGCGGCCCUCCUGGCUGCCCAGAGCAUGCACAAGUUCCGCUCCGAGGCGGAGCGUGACCUCUACGAGGAGCGCGCCACUCGGGCUGCCCUUGAGUUGGGGCUGGCCCAAAUUCGGUCAUCGCUGCGCCGUCUCCGGACGGAACAGGAGAGCGUUCCUGCUCUCUUGGGGGAGUUGGUGGCUGCUGUGGGCAAACUGCCCACCGCUGCCGCUCCCGUGGUUGCUCCUACUCGGGGUGAUGGAAGGAGGGAGGGGGAGGAUGGGGAAGUUGGGGCGGCCUAUGGGGCCUAG
This is a messenger RNA of Pseudogymnoascus destructans, 534 nucleotides long. RefSeq lists its product as uncharacterized. The record is from RefSeq and is a predicted model, not a curated record. Lineage: Eukaryota; Fungi; Ascomycota; Leotiomycetes; Thelebolales; Thelebolaceae. The transcript has 7 exons. The coding region runs from base 1 to 534 and encodes 177 amino acids.